AUGCGGCCCCCCUUUUUUCGCGGCCUCGUCGCCCUCCCCCCCCGUGCGGCUCUGUCGCCGCCCUUUCGCGACCUCGUCGCCGCCCCUACGCGGCUUCGUCGUCGCCCCUACGCGGCCUCGUCGCCGCCCAUACGCGACUCCGUCGCCGCCCUCCCCUUCGCGGCUCUGUUGCCGCCUCUUCGCGGCUUCGUCGCCGCCCCUUGCCGCCUUUCGCGGCCCCUCCAGGACCCGUCGCGGUCCCCUUCCCUCUCGUCUGCAGCAGCUGUUGCCGCUGACCCUGCAGCAACUACAGCCGCGGCCGGACCUGCAGUAGCAGCCGCCGCCGAGCCAGCAGCAGCAGCCGCGGUCGGACCUGCAGUAGCAGCCGCCGCCAGACCUGCAGCAGCUGCCGCGGCCCAGCCUACAGCAGCAGCCGCCGCCGGACCUGCAGCAGCUGCCGCCGCCGAGCCUGCAGCAACAGCCGCGGCAGAGCCUGCAGGCGCAGCCGCUGCCAGACCUACAGCAGCGGCCGCCGCCGACCCUGCAGCAGCAGCUGCCGCCGACCCUGCAGCAGCAGCCGCCACCGGACCUCCAGCAGCGACCGCCGCCGACCCUGCAGCAGCUGCCGUCGCCGAGCCAGCAGCAGCAGCCGCCGCCAGACCUGCAGCAGCUGCCACCGCCGGGCCUGCAGCAGCAGCCGCCGUUCGAGAAUACCACAGCAGCCGCCGCCGUCCCUGCAGCAGCGGCCUGAAGUUUGAUACUUGGCUUGAUGACCUGCACCUCUUCCUACAGCUCACUGCCAAGGAGGACAUUUCACUGUACGAUCACGCCCUAGGCCAUGCUACUGCCCCUGACACUACUGCUGACAGCACUCUGCGCUCCCAGUGGCAGACCCGUGACGCGCACGCUCGCUUCGCUAUUCGCAACUCCCUACCGCUAGAUGAGCGCGAGCACUUCGGCCAGUGCAAGACUGCUAAGGAACUGUACACAGCCGUAGUUGCUCGUUACUCCUCACCUGCGUCUGCCGCACUAGGCCGCCUCUCACUGCCCUACCUGUUCCCCGACCUGGCCUCCUUUCACACUGUUGCUGACCUCAUCACCCACCUCAAGACUAUCAGGGAUUCCUUUCUAGCUCGCUCCCCUACUGAGCUCACCAUUGCCCUCCUCGAGAAGGACCUACUUGCAGCUGAGGCGAGCAUCGUCGCCGUAGGUGCCUCUCGUGGCGAGCCCCGCACCCCCUUCUUUGAGGGGUGUUCCCCUUCCCCCCUUCUCCCCUCUGUCGCCUCUGCUUCUGCUGUCGACCUCCUUGGUGCUGAGAAGGUCGGGGCCGCGUCUGCUUCGAGCGGGCGCCGCAGGACCAAAGGAGGCAAGGGUGGAGGAGGCGGCCGGGGAGGCGGGGGUGGAGGCGGUGGGAGUGGAGGCGGAGGGGCUGGAGAGACUAGUGGCGGCAGUGGGGGUAGUGACGGCAGCGGCGGAGGCGGUGGCAGGGGCGGGGGCGGCAGCGGGGGCGGCGGUGGUCGUGGCAGCGGCAGGGGAGGGGGUGGUCGAGGAGGUGGCAGCGGCGGUGGUGGUCGUGGAGGCGCUGGCGGUGGUCCGAGCCAGCAGCACACUCCGUCGCUCCAGGAGGCCCGUGAGUGGUAUGCGCAGCGUGGGGGGGCGGGUGGCCUUAGCUGCACGUACGUCAUCCGCACUGGUGACCGCGCUGGUCAGACGUGUGGGAAGCCGCACCCCACGCCGCGCUGUUUCGCGCGCCUUGACGACGCUUGGCGCACUCAGUUCCCUGACGGCAAUGAGCUGCCCCGCUGGUUUGAUCUGGAGAAGAAGGGAGUUGAUAUCUGGGCUUUAGACUUUGAUGCUAUUCUCACUGCCAUGUAUGCUAUGUUUACUAGUGGAGAGGGUGCUCAGUACUUGCGUGUUCCGCCCGACCCGGGCAUUCUGACCAGUGAGGCUGCUGCUCUAGGUGCUAGUGCGUCUGCAGCUCCAGGUGCUCGCGUGUCUGCUACCCCAGGUGCUGGUGAGGCUGCCGCUCUAGGUGCUGGUGAGUCUGUCUCCCCUGGUACUGAGUCGACUGCGGCACUGCACACCUUCACACUGGACUCAGGUGCUUCUCGCUGUUUCUUUCGAGAUCGCACUGCCCUUGAGCCACUCGCUCGGCCAGUUGCUGUCUCCCUCGCUGACCCCUCUGGGGGUCCGGUCAUUGCGACCUCCUCCACUGUUCUUCCCUGUCCUGCGGUCCCGUCUGGCACACUGACGGGGGUGUUCACCAGUUCACCCCUGCCUACGAGCGCGUGA
Molecule: messenger RNA, 2271 nt
Organism: Closterium sp. Yama58-4
Lineage: Eukaryota; Viridiplantae; Streptophyta; Zygnematophyceae; Desmidiales; Closteriaceae
Source: the annotation of a GenBank genome assembly